This is a messenger RNA of Racocetra fulgida, 126 nucleotides long. The record is from the annotation of a GenBank genome assembly. Lineage: Eukaryota; Fungi; Glomeromycota; Glomeromycetes; Diversisporales; Gigasporaceae.
UAUUUAUUUCAUUUGAUAUGUUCGAAUCAGAGAUAUAUUCUGAAGACUCCAAAGGUCUUGAUGUACUUGCUGUAUACUCUCUUUCAAGAGUAGACUGUGAAAAAGUUUUUGGUGCUUUAAAUUUUC